Molecule: messenger RNA, 4099 nt
Organism: Rhipicephalus sanguineus (brown dog tick)
Lineage: Eukaryota; Metazoa; Arthropoda; Arachnida; Ixodida; Ixodidae
Gene: Synd
Product: protein kinase C and casein kinase substrate in neurons protein 1
Exons: 12
Coding region: 417-2009 (530 amino acids)
Biological process (GO): cytoskeleton organization; regulation of endocytosis; plasma membrane tubulation
Cellular component (GO): endosome; cytoplasm; plasma membrane
Molecular function (GO): phospholipid binding; protein binding
Source: RefSeq, a predicted model, not a curated record
CGCGACGGUCUUUGUAUACAGUCCUUGUGGUUCAAAGUCAAAGCCGCUCCGUGCCGUGCUCCGGAGGCUAUCCUCGGGGAACCGUGUGCUCAGCUGAGGAGGCCGCUUCUCUGACGGACGGAUACGUGAUCUUCAUCCUCCUCACCCCCGACGACGCUUUCGCCGUGUGCGCCCCACGACGCGAACGCACGGCGGGGCCGCACGUGCCGGCCGACCUCGAGUGGGUGGUGUUGGUGUGUAUCGCGAGUGCCUGUCUUCCGUCGUUGGUGUGCCAUGCGCUAAGGAUCCACAUGGCAGCCUGUCUUCAACGGCUAUCCUGUAGCUGACUUUUUACUGAGGGACUGACAAAGCAGAUGUUGCAAGUGUUUCUACUGGGCCAUUGUCGAGAACUCUAAGAACUGGGGUCGGUGGCCAGCAUGUCUCAGCACAGUGACGAGGCGCUGCUGGUGGCUGGCAGCGACAGCUUCUGGGAGCCCGGCAACUACAAGCGAACCAGCAAGCGCACAGAGGAUGGCCACCGGCUCUGCAGCGAGCUGAUACAGCUGGUGCAGGAGCGCUCGGAGGUGGAAAAGGCGUAUGCCAAGGGCCUCAGGGCCUGGUCGCGCAAGUGGGCUGAGCAGAUCGACAAGGGCCCCGAGUACGGCACCACCGAGGCCGCCUGGAAAGGCGCAUUGCAGGAGGCCGACCGGACCUCCGAAAUGCAUCUGCGCGUGCGCGACAAGCUGCUCAAUGAAGUGGUUCCACAGAUAAAAACUUGGCAGAAGGAGAAUUAUCACCGGUCCAUGAUGCAACUGCGGGAACGGCGAGAGCUGGACGAGGCAUUCAAAAAGGCCCAAAAGCCCUGGGCGAAGUUGCUCGAUCGGGUGAACAAGGCGCGCAGUGACUACCACACAGCCUGCAAAGCCGAGCGCUCGGCCACCAACCAGGAGCGGAACGCUGGCGCGGACAGCUCGCUGUCGCCUGACCAGGUGAAGAGAUCCCCUGAUCCAGUGAAGAAGCUUCAGGAUCGUGUAGCCAAGUGUAAAGAGGAGGUGCAGCGGACGCGGGAGCGCUAUGAAGCCGCCCUGCAAGAGAUCAACGACUACAAUGCCAAAUACAUGGAGGACAUGACUGUGGUGUUCGAUAAGUGCCAGGAGUUUGAGCAGCGACGCCUGAAGUUCUUCAAGGACAUGCUGUUUUCCAUUCACGGCUGCCUCAACAUCUCCACAGACCCAGAGCUUCCCCAGAUUUACGAAGAAUACCGGCAUACAAUACAUAAUGCCGAUGCAUCAAAGGAUCUCAAGUGGUGGUCCAACAACCAUGGUAUUGGCAUGGCAAUGAACUGGCCACAGUUUGAAGAGUACUCCGAGGAAUUCCGGGACAUCGUAGGCAAGAGCAGCAAGAAGGCAGCGAUACCCGAGAGCGGCAUCACCCUCGUCAACCAGCACAAGAUCGGCGAGGAGCUACCUGAGUACACACCCGAGGUGCAGCACAUUCACCGCAAGGAGAAAAAGGGCAUCGACUCUGGUGGCAUCACACUGACGAGCGUGAGCACACGCGCCGAUGGUGUGGUGCCCAAUGCACCGAAAAACCAGAGCACCAACAAGGGACCCAAGGAGACAGGCACCAACCAUUCCACCGUAGCGACAACCAACAACUCCACGCCACCCACUGGCACCACAAACACGGUGAAAAAGGCUUACAACCCGUUUGAAGAGGACGACGACAAGAAUGAGGUCGACCACCCGAGCGACAUGAAUGGGCGGGCAGGUGAAGCGAACCCAUUUGAGGAGGACCACGAAGAUUGGGACGAAGAGUCAAAUGACGCACUUGUUGACAAUGGCGAGCCGGGUGUGCCUGUUAGAGCACUGUAUGACUAUGAUGGGGCUGAAGCGGACGAACUAUCUUUUAAACAAGGGGACCAGUUUGAAAAGCUAGAGGACGAAGACGAACAGGGCUGGUGCAAAGGCCGCAAGGACGGCCGGGUUGGCCUCUACCCCGCCAACUAUGUGGAAGUCGUCGUCCCCUAGAUGUGUCGCGAGCCAGGCCGAGCCGAGGUGAAGUGGCUGACCGCUGACGCCGAAGCACACGUGCAUCGGCAGCAGCUCAUGAGCCGCCACUCUUCGCCCCGCGUGCUCUGUCGAGACGAAAUGAGUUGGAUGAAAAAGACUUUUGCGUUGUUUUUGUUUUUCAACACCCGCAACUGUUGCCACACGGCGCGUCGUCCUCUUCUCCGAUUCUUCCAGUGUCGGCGCACCAUGUGCAAGCCAGUGGGCUGCACGGACAAACGUGGCUGGUGCGUGUGUGCGCGCGUGACAAAAUGGCGCACGUUGUUGACGCGUCUGUCUCCUGGCGCUCUUGUUUGCUUCGUCUCUACGAAGGAUGUGUUGCACCUGUUGGUGUGUGCUCUACGUUGUUUUUUUUGGUCACGUGGGCACAGUGUCGCUGGAAAGGACUGUUGCACAGUGGGCGCGAUGUGUGCGUGUUGUGUGGUUUCACUGUCGGGAUGUCUGCUGCACUUAAUCCAGAGAGGCGAAUGGUCGCUGCUACGUGUUCUCUUCCAUAAUAGAUGUAGACUGAAGGAGAGAGAGAGAAGCAUUUGGCGAAACUUGUGUCGCGCGUUGGUCCUUUUGCCCCUGGUAGAUAGCAAUGCCUUCCGUAUUGGCUUUCUUGUGUUGUUACCACGGCUGGUGCGAUAACUUGGCCAACUUAGAAGCUUUGUACACAUCAGUGGCAUUUAUUUAACUGCGAUGACCUCUCGCUGACCUCCCCUUUCUCUCUGUAGUAAUUGUUUGGGUAUGUUGCACAGAACCCUUCCUUUCGUUUAUUUUUUCCCCUCUGUCUGUACAUACUGUUGCAGUGCCCAUUUGCCUGUCGGCAUGUUGCAAUUGCAUGUAAAGAGUUUAACCGAGGAAUGUAGAUUUCAAAUUUAGAGACCGUGUGUUUAUUUUUCUAAGUUAACGUUUCUUUUAUUUCAAAUCUGGCAGUGCUGCGGUUGUUUUUUAUGGCUGGCUUCGAAUGCACAGUCUUGCGAAGCUCUAACACUGCACCGAUAAUUGUUGUUGCUGCUUCGGUGAGACUAUUUGCAGCUUUCUUUUUUUGUGUUGAGAUCCUCUUAAGACUGGUUCAAUGCAUUCAGCCACGAAAAUGUCUUGCGAGUACAAGCCCGCUAGAAGCGUCGGGGACAUUUCCUUGGCGAGCUUGAUGUUCUAGGCGUUGCCCACUCCGAGAAAGCACUUUCAACAAGGAAGUAAUAUGUGAACAUGUUUUUUUAACAGUUCAUUUUUUUAUAUAUAUAUAUCCCUUUCAAAGAAGGGGGGCCUCCUGUCAUUGCUAACCAACCAAAUAAUGUUGAUCUUUCAUAGUCAUUUGAUGUAUAGAAACAUACUUUUACUGCUUUGGUUUACUUUCUUUUGCAACCCAACUACAGCGGGCCAAAAGUGUGGUCUCAUUACUCGGUGUUGAGGACUGAAGUUGCUGUAGUGAGCCGUCAGAUACCUCCUUUUGUUUUUGUCUUUUUCUUCACAGUUUGCACAAGAAGUGCCUUGUAUCUAUACAUUUUUUUUUACUGCACUCUAGUUACUUUUAUGCCGUUUUAUAAGUUUUCUACUACUGGCUUUUUGUGUUCCGGUGUCUUGUGCAAUUUUGCUUCCACGAGAUCUUCAAAGAGAAGUGGCCCUUUAAUGUACCAGUGUUCUUUUUUUUUGUUUGCAGUUACGCGCCUACUGACCUGUUAUAAUUUAGAAGCAUUAGCUGCUGGGCAUACCUUUAGCCCCGCAAUUUUUUAUUACACAUAUUCGUGGACGUUUCGUUUUGUUCCACUGCUGUGUGGUUUUACAGCGGAUGUACGGGACUUACCAGUGAGAGAAUUUGAUACAGAGGCCCCAUAAAACAAAAAACCACUUGCAAAAGGGCAUCGGAUAACCUCUAUUUCUUCCUUUCCUUUUAAAUAAGAGCAUCUGGCUUCAGACUACGCCGUCGUCAUGUUCAAUGUUACUGCCAGCAGCGAUCUCUGAAGUGAGAAAUUUCUUUCUUCUCUCAUUUUUUUUCUUUUGCUGGGUAUCCUAACCUGCGUUUGCACUUUACCUUGAUAAUAACGAAGCAUGCACUGUAGAAGCGU